AUGCCCCUGCGACUGCUGGGGGCGGAGCGUAACAGCAUGCCGAUUUCGUGGAGGAUUGUCACCAUCGCAGCGGACGACGAGCUGGUGACGAGCGGGCAGCUGAAACAUUCCCUCAGCGAUUUACUGGAUCGUGUUCGCGAGUACUACCCUCCCCCUCUCUCACCUCCCUCUCUCUCACCUCCCUCUCUCUCACCUCCCUCUCUCUCACCUCCCUCUCUCUCACCUCCCCCUCUCUCACCUCCCUCUCUCUCACCUCCCCCUCUCUCACCUCCCUCUCUCUCACCUCCCUCUCUCUCACCUCCCUCUCUCUCACCUCCCUCUCUCUCACCUCCCUCUCUCUCACCUCCCUCUCUCUCACCUCCCUCUCUCUCACCUCCCUCUCUCUCACCUCCCUCUCUCUCACCUCCCUCUCUCUCACCUCCCUCUCUCUCACCUCCCUCUCUCUCACCUCCCUCUCUCUCACCUCCCCAGCCCUUUAAAUAUUUCUUCGCUCCUUCAUUCCGUCCGUUGCUUCGUUGUCGCUCCCCCAAUCCCUGCUUCGGCGCCUCCCCCUCUCUUUCUCUUCCACAAGCAGCAGAAGAAGAGGCGCGGGAAAGACCCCCCCGACUCCAAGGCUUGCGAACGAAGAGCCUGGAGAGGGGAGCGUGGGGCGGCGGAAGCGGAGGAAGCGGAGGAAGCGGAGGAAGCGGAGGAGGAAGAGCCCUGAUCCGAACCUCACGAAUUGGCGGUCGAGAUUCGUUGAUCGGACGCGUGACGUUAGGAGAGGAGGAACCCGAACCCGAGGAGGAAUGGGGGAAGUCUGGAAGAAAAGCAGACGAAGCGGCGGAGGAUCAAGCGGAACAAGCAGCCAGGCAAGCCAGGGAAGCAGAGGAGGCGGAGAAAGCAGCGGUGCAAGCGAAGGAAGCGGAGCAAACAGUGCUGUAUGCGCACAGCACGUGGCGAAUCCUCUGCCCCACUCUGCGCCGCCCCUUUCUCAAGAGCCUGGGCAGCUCGCACCUACCCAAGAAACACCAUGGCAGCUCGUACCUACCCGAGAAACAGCCGCAGCAGCAGGAGCGGCAGAAUAGGCUUGUCCGCAGCCCCCCUGUACCUGCAUGCUGUUCUGCCUAUGCUCUGCCGGAUUCCUCAUAUUCAGCCUCGUCUGAAACAGAUUCGUUAUCGUCCAAGGCUGCGUGCUCCAGCCGGGCGGUGUAUCGAAUCCCCCAAAGCAUAUCAGAUACGGAUCUCAGGGUCACGGGCGUGUGGAGGCUGAUUGCCCCACCCGAGAGCCAUGGGCUUCCGGGGUUGGUCUCUCCUCUUGGGCUCGGAGGGAAUGGAGGAGUAAGCAGUGGAGGAGAAGGAGGAGGGGAAGGAGGAGGAGGGGAAAAAGGAGAAGGAGGGGAAGGAGGAGGAGGGGAAAAAGGAGAAGGAGGGGGAGGCGUCACACCUCCCUCCUCUAUCCCUUCCUCUCUCUUCCUCAUCUGGAUCCCCUCCUCUCACUCCCUCAUCUCAACCCCCUCCUCUCACUCCCUCAUCUCAACCCCCUCCUCUCACUCCCUCUUGCCAACCCUCUUCUCUCACUCCCUCAGACUCCUUGACCCCGUCUGCUCGCCGCUCCAGCCUGAAAUCAGCUGCUACCUCCGCUGCUUCUCCAAGAACCGGCUCCCCUCCUCUCACUCCCUCUCACCCCACCGCAUCCCCAUCCCCCGCUGCUCGCCGCUCUAG
Messenger RNA from Closterium sp. Naga37s-1, 1704 nucleotides. The record is from the annotation of a GenBank genome assembly. NCBI's taxonomy places the organism in Eukaryota, Viridiplantae, Streptophyta, Zygnematophyceae, Desmidiales, Closteriaceae.